Messenger RNA from Drosophila grimshawi, 8412 nucleotides. RefSeq names its product latrophilin Cirl (gene Cirl). The transcript has 12 exons. The coding region runs from base 884 to 6316 and encodes 1810 amino acids. Gene Ontology annotation, cellular component: membrane. Gene Ontology annotation, molecular function: carbohydrate binding; G protein-coupled receptor activity. NCBI's taxonomy places the organism in Eukaryota, Metazoa, Arthropoda, Insecta, Diptera, Drosophilidae. The record is from RefSeq and is a predicted model, not a curated record. Gene Ontology annotation, biological process: adenylate cyclase-activating G protein-coupled receptor signaling pathway; cell surface receptor signaling pathway.
UGGAAAAAUAAACCAAAUAAACUAUUCAACCAUUGAGUGAAAUAAUCAAUUAAAUUAAAGGCACCACUUAAUAGCAAAGAGUGACCAAUAAACUCGACUAGGAAUUCAAAGCAAAACCAGUUUUUCUUCAGAAGCGACUUUCACAACCAACUCCACCGAUUUUAGAUACAGCGCAUACGUCAGCAAGUGCAGUCGCAUUCCCCGUAAGAACUCAACGAAAACACAAAUAUUCAACAAAAUCAACUUAAAAAUACAAUUUUAAAUAUAAACAACUAACUGACGCUGAAAAGCAAAACAAAAAACAUGAAUUUUGUGUCGAAAAAUGUACUUGAAAAAUCAUACGCUGGGGCUGAGAACAAAGGCCAGCCAGGGUGCUCCGCUGGCCAAGGCAGCGCAGUCUCUGCUGCAGCUGAAAAAACUUGAUUGUGUUCGUGAGUGUGUGCUAAGUGCUUGAGCAGCGCAGUCAGCGUCAACUUUUCUCUAUAUGUGAGACGACCGACUGCACUGCAACCAACGAAUGCAAUUUGAGUGUACAAAGAAAACGAGUCUCUGUCGAGUCUUCGUUGGAAAAGCGGCAAAUGAAGGCUGAUUUCCGUUCAUGGUUCGUUGCCAACCUUUGUUUCGCUGUGCAGCUUUACGAUGAAGUGCGAACUGUGUUCAACAAACUCGGCCAGCGACUGUUAACGAGACGGCAAACGAUAAGACUCGGAACGAGGGCCGAUCCGCAAGUUGAGUGGAGCUGUGCCUGGCAGGAUUUGGUAUUUAUGACUACUAUUCUACUUGCUAGAAAGCAUCGCUAACGAUCCGACCCAACACACAUCUUAAGUAUAUCGCAGGCAGCGUAAUAAGCGUGUAUCAUGAUAUAUCCACAUUACCUUUGUAUAUGCCCCGCAUCGCCCUUUCAAAUAUAGCCAAUAAGUGUCUUUACAGAUUCAACACACCAAACCAAAACCAAACUACAACAAAUCAACGCAGCGCUAAUAACUAUUUUCUCUAUUGUCCCCACAUUCAUUUAUAUAUUCUUAUUAUAUUUACUAUAUGUACGCAAAACUGUAUAUGCAUCAAUCAAACUCAUGUAGAAAUUAUUGCAGCACCCAAAUACCAAACAGCCUACGCCUGCGAAGGUAAGAAACUCACCAUUGAAUGCGAACCGGGCGACCUAAUCAAUCUGAUACGGGCCAACUACGGACGCUUCUCAAUAACCAUCUGCAAUGAUCACGGCAACGUGGAGUGGAGCGUUAAUUGCAUGUUUCCCAAAAGCCUCACAGUGCUCAACUCAAAAUGUUCGCACAAGCAAAGCUGCAGUGUUCUGGCGGCCACGAGCAUGUUCGGUGAUCCAUGUCCCGGCACGCACAAGUAUCUGGAGGCGCAUUAUCAAUGCAUCUCGGCAGCGCAGACUUCGACGACCACGAAUAGGCCAAGUCCACCGCCAUGGGUGCUCAGCAAUGGUCCGCCCAUUUUUGGCAAUGGAAGCGGUCUAAUUCAGCCAACGCCACAGCCGCCGCCGCGUUUGCCCACGCUGCCGGGUGUUGUGGGCAUUCAUGGCAUCAAUGGUGUUCCGCCCACGCAUGCCACGCCCAGCAGCAGCACGGCAAUGCUACCGGGUGGCAGGCUCAAGGGAGUAACGAGUGCAACCACUAAGCAUCCAGGAGGACGACACGAUGGAUUGCGACCACCGCCGCAAUUGCAUCAUCAUCAUCAUCACACCGAUGACACCGCACCCACCAAGUCCAGCAGUGGAAGUGCUGGCAAUGUCACAGCUCCGUCGAAUACACGCAUUCUGACUGGAGUAGGUGGGGGCGGUAGUGACGAUGGCACACUGCUGACCACCAAGAGCUCACCAAAUCGCACGCCCGGCACAGCGGCUAGUGCUGCCAACAACAACAGCUUAGGCAUUGGAGGCACUGCACCUGGUUCAGGUGGCGGCGUGGUGCGCACCAUAAACAACAUUAAUCUGAAUGCGGCUGGCAUGGGUGCAGAAGAUGAGUCCAAGCUAUUCUGCGGACCGACGCAUGCACGUAAUCUCUUCUGGAACAUGACACGAGUGGGCGACGUCAAUGUACAACCAUGUCCAGGCGGCGCCGCUGGCAUCGCCAAGUGGCGUUGUGUCCUGAUGAAGAGAGUGCCCGAUGCGGGCUACGAUGAAUACGAUGAUGAGAUGCCAGUUGCCAGCAGCACAACGCCAAUGCCGCCGCCGUCCAGUGCUGGCGGUGAUUGUCUGCACAACAGCAGCAGUUGCGAGCCACCCGUAAGCAUGGCCCACAAAGUCAAUCAGAAUCAGCGACUGCGCAAUUUUGAGCCCACGUGGCAUCCACUAACACCGGAUUUGACGCAGUGCCGCAGUCUGUGGCUGAAUAGCCUCGAGAUGCGUGUCAAUCAACAGGACUCGUCGUUAAUUUCAAUUGCCAAUGAUCUGUCCGAGGUGACCAGCAGCAAGACGCUCUAUGGCGGCGACAUGCUUGUCACCACCAAGAUCAUACAGAGGAUGUCCGAGAAGAUGCUGCACGACAAGGGAACUUUUCCCGAUCAGCGUCAGCGCGAGGCAAUCAUUAUGGAGCUGUUGCAUGGCGUUGUCAAAACUGGAUCAAAUCUGCUCGACGAAUCACAACUCUCAUCCUGGUUGGAUCUCAAUCAGGAGGAUCAAAUGCGCGUUGCCACCUCCCUGCUAACUGGCUUGGAAUACAAUGCCUUUCUACUUGCCGAUACCAUCAUCCGGGAGCGUAAUGUGGUGCAGAAGGUCAAAAAUAUAUUGCUCUCUGUUCGCGUUUUGGAGACAAAAACUAUACAGGGCAAUGUCGUCUUUCCGGACUCCGAUCAGUGGCCACUCAGCUCCGAUCGCAUUGAGCUGCCGCGCACCGCACUGAAGGAGAACAGCGAGGGUGGCUUGGUGCGCAUUGUGUUUGCCGCCUUCGAUCGCUUGGAGUCGAUACUCAAGCCCAGUUAUGAUCAUUUCGAUUUAAAGAGCGCACGUAGUUAUGUGCGCAAUACAGCAAUAUUGUCCAACGAUAGCGAUACAAAUGCUGGAGAGAUGCAGCAGCGCGUUCGCAUACUCAACAGCAAGGUGAUAUCCGCCAGCUUGGGCAAGGGACGCCACAUCCAACUGUCGCAGCCAAUUAAAUUGGUGCUGAAGCAUCUGAAGACGGAGAACGUUAGCAAUCCCACCUGCGUAUUUUGGAACUACAUUGACCACGCUUGGUCCGCCAAUGGCUGCAGUUUGGAGUCGACAAAUCGCACGCACAGCGUUUGCAGUUGCAAUCAUUUGACCAACUUUGCGAUACUUAUGGAUGUCGUCGAUGAGCAUCAGCAUUCGCUAUUCACAAUGUUCGAUGGCAAUAUGCGCAUCUUUAUCUACAUUAGCGUUGCGAUUUGCGUGGUCUUCAUCAUAAUAGCGUUGCUCACGCUCAAGCUCUUCAACGGGGUCUUCGUCAAGUCUGCACGCACCUCGAUUUAUAGCAGCAUUUACAUUUGCCUGCUGGCCAUUGAGCUGCUCUUUCUGCUGGGAAUCGAACAGACCGAAACAAGCAUAUUUUGUGGGUUCAUAACCGUCUUUCUCCACUGUGCCAUACUCUCGGGCACCGCCUGGUUUUGCUAUGAAGCCUUCCAUUCGUACUCAACGCUCACUUCGGAUGAGCUGCUGCUGGAGGUGGAUCAGACGCCAAAGGUGAAUUGCUAUUAUCUGUUGUCCUAUGGCCUCUCACUGAGUGUGGUUGCCAUUUCACUGGGCAUCAAUCCGAGCACCUACACACUACGAAAUGAUUACUGCGUCCUAAUGGAAGCCAAUGCGCUCUUCUAUGUCACCUUUGUGGCCCCCAUUUUGAUCUUUUUUGUGGCGGCCAUUAGCUACACCUUCUUGUCGUGGAUCAUCAUGCGACGCAAGUCACGCACUGCCCUCAAGACCAAGGAGCACACGCGUCUGGCCAAUGUGCGAUUUGACAUACGCUGCUCGUUCGUGUUUUUGCUGCUGCUGAGCGCCGAUUGGUGCUGUGCCUACUUUUAUUUACGCGGCGCCAAACUGGAUGAGGAUGUGGCCGCCAUCUAUGGCUACUGCUUUGUCUGUUUCAAUACGCUGAUGGGCCUAUACAUCUUUGUGUUCCAUUGCAUACAGAACGAGAAGAUACGGCGCGAGUAUCGUAAAUAUGUGCGUCAGCAUGCUUGGCUCCCAAAGUGCCUGCGCUGCUCCAAAACAUCCAUUUCCUCGGGCAUUGUUUCCGGCAAUGGAGGACCAGGUGGUGUCAGCGGUGGUGUUGCUACCAACUCUGCUGGCACUCUUUCCAAGUCCAAGUCAAAAUUGCCACUGGGCUCGAGCGAUGAUGGUCACGAUGAGGAGCAACCACAUCAGCAGCAGCAUCAGCAUGAUCAGCCAGCUAAUGAAGAUGCCAUAAUUAUGGGCGCUGGUUCCGACUGCGAACUAAGUGAAGCACAGCAGCGACGCACACUAAAGAGUGGCCUGCUUGCGGGCAGCCUGCAGCCGGUGACGCCAGUUGGUGCGGUUGUGCUGGAGCGCGGCACACUGCGCUCCACGGGAAUGGCCAGCGUGGGACAUGCAUCGCCCACUAGCUCAGCCGGCUCGACGCAUCUGAUCUUUGCCCACAAGCAUCAACAGCAGCUGCAGCAACAGCCAGGCGAAUCCUAUUAUCAUCAACCCGACUACUACAGCUGGAAGCAUCCGCAGGCUGGUGGACAGCGUGAAUACUACAACAAUACGGGAGUUCCGGGUGGCGGUGGCGGUGUCGGUGUCGGUGGCGCUUCGCCACAGCAAUCACAUGAGGUGUUCUAUUGGACACAGAAGCAUAAUAACCAGCAUGGCAAGAAGAAGCGAGGAGGCGGCGCUGGCGCUGUGCCCGCCUCACCCAGCGGCUCGCUGCAUAGUCGCGUCACGCCUGCCUCGCAGGUAUUGUUCUAUCCAUCAUAUAAGAAGACCAGCGGCAUGAAACAGCCGCCACCAUCCGCCCAGCAAGCGUAUCCACACUAUGCCGAGGCACUGGACCCACCCAAUAAUGCCGCCUACUAUCAGCAACAGCUGCAGCAACAGCAGCAGCUGCGCCAGCAACGUCAGCAGCAACAACAGCAACAGUUAUCUUCGGAUGAAGAACAGGCACACCUGUUGCAUCUGCAGCAUCAGCAGCGACGUGCUGGUGGACAACAGCAGUUGCCAGCGCCACCGCCACACAUGGCGCAGUAUCAGCAGGAGUUGUUGGCGCAACAGCAGCGCCAACAGUAUAGAAAUAAGCAUUCCAACUGUGAUCUUAGCCAGGGCAUCGGCUUGGGCAUGAACAUGGGCAUGGGCCAGGGACUCGGCGGCGAUGCCUAUUACAAUCAAGGCGGUGGCGGCAGCAGCAAUGGCGGCGGCGUCGGAGGCGAUGGCCCCGUUUACGAGGAGAUACUGAGUAACCGCAACUCGGAUGCCCAGCACUAUGAAGUGGGUGACUUUGAUGUGGAUGAGGUGUACAACAAUAGCGUCGGCACGGGCGUAUUUAAUAGCAUGCGCGCCGCAGUUGCCGCCGGCGGGAGUCGCUAUGGUGGUGGUAGCCUUAGUGGUGGCAGCGUCACCUCCAGAAACCAGCAACAGCAACUACAGGCAAAGCAGAAACAACCGCCUCGUCGCUGUGCAGCCGAUGAUGAUGAUGACGACGACGAUGAUGAUGAUGAGUAUGACGACGAGGUGACCGCAGCGGAGCAGCUGCACGACAGCGUCUGUGAUGAUGAGGACAAUGAGAGCGAUAUGGAUGAUGAUGAUACGCAUGGAUUGCCACCUCAAAGUGAUGAGCGCAUGCGUCGCCUAAUGGCGCUCCAGGAUGAGGAUUUUAAGCGGCGGUUUCAACGCCAGCAGCGCAAGAAUGGCUUGCCUUUAGAUUAUGGAGCGCCACCGCAAACAUCGGCAGGAGCAACAAUCGCCCAUCCCAUUGAGCACAAUGGUGCGGUUUUUGGGGUUAGCGGCGGCGUUGGUGAGGGCUCCAUGCGUGGCGCAUACAGGCAACAGCAGCAGCAGCUGAAUGCCAAGUCACCGAGCGCACGCUUGGCGGUUAACGAGCUAUUUGGCCAUGGUAAUGCAGGACCGCCGCUGCCACCGGCCAAUCAGACGCCCGCACAGAAGCGUCAGCAGUUACAGAAACUAUCACCGCAGUCCACCACAUCAUCGUCGUCGCACACAUCACACAGCAACCUACAGCAACAUUCUGCUCCCACACACCAUCAUCUCCAGCACCAGCAACCACAACUCCACCAUCAUCAGCAGCAGCAGCAGGCGCGUAAUUUAUCCGCCAUGCUGGAUGAGAAUAAUACGGUACGCUGUUAUCUGGAGCCGUUGGCCAAGUAGAGGACCAUCAAGGUGUACCAUCAGCAGCAGCAGCAGCAUCAAGAGCAGUAGCAGUAGCAGACAGAGCAAGCAGCCCUCCACAAAAAUGCAGUUGGCAGUUGGCUGAGAGAAACCGAUCGUCGUCUUAGGCAAAAAUUGUAGCUUAGGUUUAGCUAUAUCUCUAGUAUUAGUCGUUAGUCGAAAUAUGGAGCAUAUGUGUGAAACAACAUGCUGUCAUGUCAUGCUAUACGUGCAGUGAUUCGAGAAUCCCAAAACUUUAUAUAUGUAUAUGUAACUCAAUUAGACCAUAGGCUAAACAACCAACCAACCAAGCAACCAAUGCGGAGCAAGCUAAAAUUCAAUAUGCAAAUGCAAAAUAUGGAUGUUGUCGGAAUGGAAUGCUCGUGUCUCGAUUUAUACCAACUCGAUAUAUAAUAAAUGUAUGUACUGUAUGUAUAUGUAUAAUGUAAUAUCUAUUAACGAUAUGUGAAGCGCAUACAUGUCGACCACAUGCCAUUUUUAAAUAGUUUACCAAUAACUAUAACAAUGCAUAUUAUAUAAUAAAUACCGUAUGUGUAAGAGGUCUAAGAACUGUAUGUAAAUGAUAUUUAGAGCGAGCGUAUUAUGUAUUUUAUGUAAUUUAUAAGCUGUCUAUUGUUUAUUUGAUUCUCUGUUCGGUUAUUAAGAGCUUAAGAUACAUACAUAUAUUUAAGCUUGAGAUUUGUUUCAAAUUUAUAAACCAAAAACACAAAAAUUUUAGAAGACCUUAAAUUUUUAAUUUUUUUGAAAACAUGUUUUCGAAACGUGCUGUAAAUUAAGCUAUGAUGCACAGACAUUUUUGUUUUCAACGGUGAUGAUCCGACAUGCGAAACAAAUCUUAUGCGCAUUGUUUUUAUUUUGAUUUCGGAUUCGAUUUGUAUGCCAUUUGUUAUUGCAUUUCAUUUAAAGGUAAUUUUAAGAGAACCAGCAAAGCAUUUCAAGUGUACAUUUUCAUCAAUAUGCUUUAAGCACAGCAAGCAGAUAUAGGGCAUUUAUUUUGUAAUUUUCUUUAUUCUAUUUUUUUAAAUAAAGAGAAUUAGUAGAUCGCUUUACUAUGUGUACGAGACAAGAAAAUGUUAUUUUGCUAUAUAUAAAUAUCUUUAGAAAUAGCAACACGAGCAUGCUAAGUACAUAACUCCACAAUUGGAGCGAAACCGAAAGAAGAGUAACAUAUACCUACUUACAUAUAUAGUAAACAAAAAAGAUUUCAACCGAACCUCACUUGUUAACUAGGAACUAACUGUAAAACUCUUUAAAACUAGCUAACACAAAAACUGAACUAUCACAAGAGACACUCUUUGUUUCCCGACGUGGAUGGCUCUAGAGAAUUUCCACGCAAGUGUACAAAAAACCAAAUAAAGGCAAAAGCAAAGUGCAAAAACAUAAUAAUACUAAACAAAUAUUUCGUAUUUACCACGCAAUGUAUGCGUUAACUAAAUAUAAACUGCCUGCACACAGCUCUCCUCCUUCAGCCCACAGCAUGAACACACAAAAAAUAUCAUUAUUACCAUUAAAUAAAUAAAUCAAGCCUACUUCAAAUGCCAGUUGGAACACAGCAAAUAAGAAACCAAAAUAUACAGCACAAGAAAACACAGAAAAUUACUUCUAAAGCACACGAUGCUCCUAAUUUUUAUAAAGAAGAAGAAAAGUAAAGUAAAGAAACGUAAAUUUACUAACAGCAUUAAAUUUAAAUAGAUAUAAAAUGGAUUGCAAAAUGAAUAAUGGCAACAGGCAGUGGUAUAUUAAUGCAGAUAAGGCAAAGCAGCUGGUAAAGCAAAAUUAAGAGAAAACUAAUAAAAUCUAUAUUAACAAAAUAACAAACAAAGAAACUGAAAUAUUGAAUGUAUAGUGUUGCGCCUCCUAGUACUUUAAAUAUAUUGAACACGAAUAUAUAGCUGAUAUGAGUAUAUGUAUAUGUAAAUGGAUAUUUAUGAAUAUGAUGCAAAGCAAAAUGCCGAUAUCUACAAACUUCUUUUUGUCUCUACAUGUUUACUUUUGGAUGAAAAUGUAAGAAUUGCAUGAAAACAAAUAAUAGCAAAGAUGAGAUCAACUCAAACUGUAUGGAAUAAAAAUGUUAA